This is a messenger RNA of Hippoglossus stenolepis (Pacific halibut), 1542 nucleotides long. RefSeq names its product betaine--homocysteine S-methyltransferase 1. The transcript is spliced from 8 exons. The coding region runs from base 101 to 1237 and encodes 378 amino acids. NCBI's taxonomy places the organism in Eukaryota, Metazoa, Chordata, Actinopteri, Pleuronectiformes, Pleuronectidae. Gene Ontology annotation, molecular function: zinc ion binding; betaine-homocysteine S-methyltransferase activity. The record is from RefSeq and is a predicted model, not a curated record.
CUGCACACAGGCCACAUUCAUAAAAGGAGCGGAGAGCGUGAAGUAGGUCAGUGACCAGCUGACAGGGUUCAUUGUUACAGCUGCACAGAGAGAAGAAGUGAUGGAGAGCAAGAAGAGCAAGGGUAUCUUGGAGCGCCUCAAUGCUGGGGAGGUGGUCGUAGGAGAUGGAGGUUAUGUGAUGCAACUGGAGCGACGUGGCUAUGUGAAGGCAGGACACUGGACCCCUGAGGCAGCUGUUGAACACCCUGAAGCAGUGCGGCAGCUUCACAGGGAGUUUCUGAGAGCAGGAGCCGAUGUCAUCCAGACGUUCACCUUUUACUGCAGCGAGGACAAGCUGGAGAUCAGUGACAAUGUCUCCAACAUCAAUGGGGCGCAGAUCAACGAGGCAGCCUGUGACCUCGCCAGGGGGGUAGCCAAUGAGGGUAACGCACUGGUCGCUGGGUGUGUGUCUAAGACUCCCUGUUAUGAGAACAGUCGCAAUGAGCCCAUGGUCAAGGCCAUUUUUAAGAAACAAAUGGACGACUUCCUCAAAAAGGACAUUGAUUUAUUUAUAGUAGAGUUUGUUGAUCACGUGGAGGAGGCAGUGUGGGCAGUGCAGGUGCUGAAGACCAGCGGUAAACCAGUGGGUGCAACAAUGUGCAUCUCCCCUCAGGGAGACAUGCAGGGAAUCCCACCUGGAGAGUGUGCAGUCAGGCUGGUCAAAGCUGGAGCUGACAUUGUUGGUGUAAAUUGCCACUUGGACCCUCUGACAUGCAUUGACACAGUGAAGCUGAUGAAAGAGGGAUUAGAGAAAGCUGGUCUCAGAGCCCACCUCAUGAUCCAGCCGUUGGGCUUUCACACACCUGAGCGCAACUUCAGUGGAUACCUCAACCUACCGGAGUUCCCCUUUGCAUUGGAGACCAGAGCGAUGACCCGCUGGGACAUUCAGAAAUACGCCAGGGAGGCUUACAAUGCAGGAAUUCGCUACAUUGGCGGCUGCUGUGGAUUUGAGCCUUACCAUAUCAGAGCUAUAGCAGAGGAGCUGUCUGCAGAGAGAGGAUUCCUCCCUCCAGCCUCAGAGAAGCAUGGGCCCUGGGGAGCUGCUCUGGAGACGCACACCAAACCCUGGAUCAGAGCCCGGGCUCACCGAGAGUACUGGGAAAACCUGUUGCCUGCUUCUGGACGUCCCAAAUGCCCCUCCAUGGCUACACCAGCCGAGGAUCACGAGCAUCAGCUUAAGUCCAACAUACCAACAUAAUUGUGUCUGUACUGCACAGUGUGUGGUAGUCUUUGUGUAAACAAUUAACCAGCUCUUUCUCAACAGAGACUCACCAACUGAUUUGUCCUUUACCCUCUUUGUAUGAUGGCUUGAUUAUUGUGUGAGCAAACACAUCUAACACUAUUAAUAAACCUACUAACAAACUGUACACUGAUGUUUUUUUUUACUAGUUAAUACAUUUACUCCCUAUAAAACUUCUCCACAGUUACUACACUGAUUUUUUACACAUUUUUUAACUGUAUUAUAACUGUUUUCAAUAAAAGAAUAAAUCACUGUUUAACCAA